UUUUCGCGUAAUGAUCACGUUAGGUGCGUUCGGCAUUUUGUUACUGAUAGCUUUCGUAACAUGGGAAGUUUACCUGCGAACUCGGCCGAGUUACGCAGCAUCCACGCAGUUCCCAGGCCGUACCGUCUGGCCGCUCGUGCAGAACAUGUUUAUGGUGAUGUUCAAAGGUCAGGAGGAAUGCUUUAUGCAGGCGCGUAGAUGGGCACGGGAGUUUAGGGGGCAAAGUUAUCGCUUCCUGGUGUACGGAGUGUUGUUUGUGCAAGCGAUCAAUUACCGGGAAGUCGAAAUGCUCCUGUCCAGCUCUCGGUUGAUUCGCAAGAGUUACCUUUAUAGGUUUACCUAUCCGUUCAUCGGAAAGGGGCUGCUCAACAGUAGCGGUGAGAAGUGGCACCAACGGAGAAGAAUUUUAACGCCAACGUUCCAUUUCAACAUUUUGCAGGGGUUUCUGCAAAUUUUUCACGAAGAAAGUGAUAAGCUCGUGGGGUUGUUGAACGUUGAAGCCGAGAGCGAGAGAGAGGUGCAUCUGCAACCACUAUCGACACGCGUCACGCUUAAUUCUAUCUGUGAAACGGCCAUGGGAGUCAAGUUGGACUCGACCGCUAACGCUGAUCAGUACAAGAGCAAUGUUCGACAGAUCGGUAGACUGAUCCAGGAUCGACUGAUGAACCCUGUUCAGCACAAUGAGUUUUUGUACCGAAUUCUGGGGUACAUGGAAAGAAUGAACGUCUUUCUGAAGCCAGUUCACGAAUUUACACGGCAAAUUAUCAAACAACGAAGAGAAGAGUUCCUUACGACUCAGCAGAACCUCGAUGAGCUCAACGAAGGAAACAUCUAUACCAAUGUUAAGCAGAGAUACGCCAUGUUGGACAGCUUGCUUCUUGCGGAAGCACGCCAACAGAUCGACGAGAAAGGUAUUCAAGAGGAAGUGGAUACUUUCACCUUCGAGGGUCACGAUACCACCGGAAGUGCCUUUGUGUUCAUCUUCCUAAUCCUUGCAAACCAUCAAGACGCACAACAGAAGGUAUUCGAAGAGCUGCAAUCCAAGAUAUUGUGUCAUACGAACUCAAACAAACGCCUAUUAACCAUCCAAGACUACAGCGAGCUCAAGUACAUGGAACGGGUGAUCAAGGAAACGCUACGACUCUAUCCACCGGUCCCGUUUAUAUCCCGCGUCAUUACCGAGGAUGUAAAAUGCCACCAGGGUGGAACCAUUCCUCAGGGUACCGUUAUGAAUAUCGAGCUGUACGAUCUGCAUCGGGACCCGGAACAGUUUCCGGACCCGGAACGGUUCGAUCCAGAUCGGUUUCUGCCGCAGCACAGCGAGCAACGGAGUCCCUACGCGUACAUUCCGUUUAGUGCGGGGCCGCGGAAUUGUAUCGAUUCCGGAAGUAAAGAGUACGAUCAUCAAUUAGUUUUACAUGAGUUAGUUUUGGAACAUCUCGGACGUUUAUCUUUACGCACAGUAGAACAAAUGGUAGAACGGCGGCCCUCGUUAGUGUCAGUUCGUCGGGAGCAAUCAUUCGAAAUGGAAUACUUUACAAUUGCGCUGCUACUGAUCGUAGUGUUGCUGGUGGUCUUCGAGUUGUAUCAGCGAUCCCUGCCAGCGUACAGAGCUUUCUUGAAGUAUCCUCACCCUAAACCGUGGAUAUUGCUGGGAAAUGCUCCGCUUCUGUUGUUCAACAACCCGACCAGCACGUUCGCUCUGCUUAGAAAGUGGGCGGCACAGUUUAAGGCAUCCUAUUCCCUCUUCGUUCGAGGAACCUGCACGCUUAACAUAAUUCGCGCGGACGAAGCCGAAGUCGUGCUUUCGAGUCCGCGGUUGAUCGAGAAAAGCAUCCUCUAUCAGUUUAUACACCCGUUUAUCGGCGACGGAUUGCUGAACAGCACCGGAACGAAAUGGUUCCAUCGGCGGAAAAUUCUGACCCCCGCCUUCCACUUCAACAUUCUGCCCCGCUUUUUGUUGAUAUUUCAUGAGGAGUGCGAUAAGUUAAUUAAAAGGUUGAACAAGGACGCUCAGCAGAGUCAAACCACGGUAAUACAAGAUGUGGCUUCGCGUUUCACACUCAACGUAAUCUGUGAAACGGCAAUGGGAGUGCAUUUGGACACGAUGGAUUCAGCCGAUCAGUACCACAGCAGCAUCCAUAAAGUUAUAGAAGUGCUGGUUUCGCGGGUGAUGAAUCCCUGGUUGUACGAGGAUCUGUGUUUCAAAAUCUUCGGCUACAAAGCACGCCAAGAUAAACUGCUAAAACCGAUACACAACUUCACGCGAAACAUUAUCAAGCAACGGCGUGUUCUGUUCCAAGCGAAAGUCUUAAACACCGAUACAUUCUCCGAGGAGAACAUCUACCUAAACACUACUCAACGGUACGCUCUCCUGGACACCCUCCUAGCCGCCGAAGCUAACCAUCAAAUCGACGAGGAAGGUAUCCGUGAAGAGGUCGACACCUUCAUGUUCGAAGGGCAUGACACAACGGCCUCGGCUUUCACCUUCAUCUUCCUGAUGCUGGCCCAGCACCCUAAAGUUCAACAGCUCGUGUAUGAGGAAAUCAUCACCCUGGCGUCGAAUCACGCCCAAAGCUCGUGGACGGUGAACGACUACAGUGAACUCAAGUACAUGGAUCGUACGAUCAAGGAAUGUUUGCGCCUGUAUCCACCGGUUCCGUUCAUGGGUCGCACGAUAACCGAGGAUACCAAACUCUCGGGGGAUCGUCUUCUACCGAAGGAUUCCUUUAUCAAUGUGUUCAUCUAUGAUCUGCACCGAGAUCCGGAUCAAUUUCCCGAACCGGAGCGCUUCGACCCGGACCGGUUUCUGCCGGAGAAUGUGAAAAAUAGGAACCCCUAUGCGUACGUUCCGUUCAGUGCUGGGCCGCGUAACUGUAUUGGUCAACGCUUUGCCAUGCUGGAGCUGAAAGCGAUCGUGGCGGCUGUGCUACAAAACUUCCGCGUGCUACCGGUCACUAAACCGGAGGAUAUCGUUUUCGUAGCCGAUCUGGUGCUUCGAGCCCGAGAUCCCAUACUGGUUAAAUUCGAGCGGCGUGACUAGUCUAGAGGCUUCAUUUAUAGCUUUCACGGCCACUUUCUUUCCUUUCUAUCACAACAAACUUUGACGGCACUACAAAGUAGCGGUGUACUGGACACGAGUAAAAAUAAAAAUAUGUAUAUUGUAGCACUGUUAUCGUUAAAUAUUUUGUGAGAAAUAUAAAUGUUACUUUUCCUUAUA
This is a messenger RNA of Uranotaenia lowii, 3220 nucleotides long. RefSeq lists its product as uncharacterized. The transcript is spliced from 7 exons. Lineage: Eukaryota; Metazoa; Arthropoda; Insecta; Diptera; Culicidae. Gene Ontology annotation, molecular function: monooxygenase activity; oxidoreductase activity, acting on paired donors, with incorporation or reduction of molecular oxygen; heme binding. The record is from RefSeq and is a predicted model, not a curated record. Bases 11 to 3043 code for a protein of 1010 amino acids.